This is a messenger RNA of Phyllostomus hastatus (greater spear-nosed bat), 1416 nucleotides long. RefSeq names its product putative tripartite motif-containing protein 75. NCBI's taxonomy places the organism in Eukaryota, Metazoa, Chordata, Mammalia, Chiroptera, Phyllostomidae. The record is from RefSeq and is a predicted model, not a curated record. Gene Ontology annotation, molecular function: protein binding; zinc ion binding.
AUGGCGGUUGAAGCAGCUCUGGCAGGACUCCAGGCAGAAGUCAACUGUCUCAUCUGUCUGGAUGACCUGAGAGACCCUGUCACCAUCGAAUGUGGCCACAACUUCUGUCGCUCCUGCAUCCAGCAGUCCUGGGCUGAUCUGCAGGACAGACUGCCUUGCCCUGUGUGCCGUCAUCUGUGCCAAGAGAGACACUUGAGGAGCAACACCCAGCUGGGAAGGAUGAUUGACACUGCCAAGCUCCUCCAGAUCAGCAGGAGCAAGAAGAAGCGUAAGGAAGAGAGGCACCUGUGUGAGAAGCACAACCUCCUGACCCUGUUCUGUGAGGAGGACCUAGAGGUGUUGUGUCCCCCGUGCACUCAGCCCCCCGACCACCAGGGCCACCAGGUGAGGCCCAUGGAGAAGGCUGCUGCCCAUCACAGGCAAAGGCUCAGCAGUUACAUUGAGCCCCUCAAGAAGCAGGUGACAGAUGCUCAGAAACUAAUAACCACCCAAGACAGGAAACUGUUAGAACUGAGAGAGCAAGUGCAAAACCGGAGAAGGAAGCUAGCCACUGAAUUUGAGCUCCUCACACAAUCUGUAGAACAUGAGCAAGAGGCUGUUCUUUCAAGGUUAGCUGAAGAAGAGAAGGAUAUUCAAUAGAAACUCAGUGCAAACACAACUGCAUUUGCAGACCACAUUUCCAACCUAAACAGUAUACUAAAGGUGGUGGCAGAAAAGAGUGUGAUGUCAGAUGUGAAAUUGUUGACCAACAUCAAGAGUGUCCUCCACAGUUGUGAAAGCCUGAAACCUCCAGCAAUGUGUUUCGUCCAGUUUCGGAGAGAGGGGUGCAGUCUUCCCCCACAGUAUUCGGCCCUGAAGCAAAUUAUAGAGAAAUUUAGAGAAGAAGUUACUCUGAAUCCUGAGACAGCACAUCCUAAUCUGCUUGUGUCUGAGGAUAAAAAGUCGGUGACAUUUGUGAGGAAAAGGCAAAGAGUUUCUCAGAAUCCAGAGAGAUUUAUGAUUGACCCAGUUGUCCUGGGUUCUGAAGAGUUUGAUUGUGGCCGACAUUACUGGGAGGUCCGGGUGGAUGACAAGCCUGAGUGGGCUGUGGGUGUUUGUAAAGGCUCCCUCACCAGGGAGAGAAAGCAGUCCCCACCUGGACAAAACAGAUGUUGGAUAAUUCAGCUGCAUAAUGGUGAUUAUGUGGCACGAGGGCCUUUUCCCGUCAUCCUUGUGCUAAAGGAGAAUCCCAGAGGGAUUGGCAUCUAUCUGGACUAUGAGUUGGGGCAGAUUUCAUUUUACAGUUUGAAUGACAGGUCUCACAUCCAUUCUUUCAUGGAUAAAUUUUCUGAAGUGUUAAAGCCUUACUUCUGUAUUGGAUGUGAUCCUAAACCUUUGAGAGUCUGUUCUGUAAGAGAUUACGAAGGUGACCUGUGA